Molecule: messenger RNA, 3230 nt
Organism: Lymnaea stagnalis (great pond snail)
Lineage: Eukaryota; Metazoa; Mollusca; Gastropoda; Lymnaeidae
Source: the annotation of a GenBank genome assembly
AUUCAUUCAAAUAACAACGUCAGUGAAGUCCGUCAAAAAACAUAAGAGGACAACUUUUUUUUUCUUUAAAUAGCCUUACUCUUUUACGGGCAACACGGAUGUGCGUGUAUAAAAAAGAUAAAUCAUGUUUAAUAUCUCACCUCUCGAGGACGCUUUAAAAGUGAUAUUGCUAAUGUUGGCGUUAUAUUGUAAGUGUGUGCAUUUCCUGUUCAACUUCUUAUUUUAGAACGUAUUUUGUAUUUUUAACAAAGCUUCAACUUUUCUUGAAUAUAAAUCUCGAAAAUAUUUACAAAAAGUUUAUUUUGAUAUCAUUACAUAAUUUGUUUGAUGAUAUUUGUAGCAGUUCGUGGGGAGUCUGGAAUUAUCUUCAAAAAAAACACCAAUCAAAGCAUUGGCUUUGUCCGGCAAUUGCAGGUGUGGACUGGAAUAGGACUCAUUGAAUGCACUCGUCGAUGUUUACAUCAGCUCAACACGUCGUGCAGCGGGGUCGUGUACGACAAUAAAACAUGUGUUCCUGGUAAGAGGGAGAUAAAGACUCCCUUAUAGUUUUAUAUAAAAUAAGCACGUGUGUUUUCGCACGUGCAGAUGUUUGCACGUGAUUUUAGAUGUGUUAGCAUACCAGUAGCAUUUAAUAAAGUUCAUUAAAUUCUUCAACUCGAUAUGAAAAAAAAAGAUUUCUUGGCAAUUGAACAUUACAUGUUCUUCGUUUAAUUUUGGGUUUCUACGUGACACAGGGAUAAGUGAUUAUAACAACAGAGAAGUCAGUGACUUUUAAGUUCUAUUAUAAACUUGGUAAUAUUUCGUAAAUUAUUCGUUAAAAUUUAACUAUAUGUGAUAAUACACAAGCCUGUAUUAUAAGUUUAAAAUGUCUAUUUUUUAAUUCUUUUUUAAAAGUCCUCUUUUGCCAUUGUAAAAUGCAUUGUUACUUUUGUAGAUGAUGCGAGAAUAAGUCAAACUCAUCUUAUGGGGUGCAGUUUAUACAGAAAAAGUUAAUAAAAGACUUUUAAUGGUAGCCUACAUAGAUUUUCAUAUACGUAAUAAAUUAAUUUUACAUGUCAGAUGCUUUAAAUUGCAUUUAUAUUCCAAAUUUGUAUUUAAAUGUAUGAACCACAUUACUUUUUUUUUUAAUUAGGACAUUUUCCAACAAAAUAGUUUUGGUUUUUUGUUGAUGCUUAAAUCACAUUUCUCCUUAAGUAUUGGAUAUGUCCGCUAUCUAUAACAGGUUCAUGUAUGGUGAAUGUCACUCCAAACCCCCAAGUACCACAAGGGAUCAUGUACUACAAGCCAGAACUUUGUAAAAGAACUCACCCUUGUGUGGAAUAUACUGUGAAAGAUUCAACGACAUGUUUGUGGGUGGUACAAUCACCUAUUUCAUCUACUGAAGCUCAGGACAGUUGCAAAUGUAAAAUCAGUUUAACAAUGAAGUUUCUAGUAAUUUGUUAUGUUUUACUUAUAAGGGGGGGGGGUGUCCUAAAUAAAUCUUUAGUCUGCUUAAAACCUUUAAAGAAUCCGAUAUUCCAGCAGUUUGUGUGUGCGUGUGUAAUUCAAUGAUUACUCAAUUCAUUCAUCCAUAAUCAAAUAGUUGACUACUUCAUCAUCUCCACGACACGGCGCCCAGUCAAUUCAUAGCCUCAUAUUCCUUACUAACGUGCCUCGCGGUGCCCUAAACACAAUCCCCAUACUCCUUCAUUGCCCAAAUUCUUCCCAUCGACAAAACACAAUCCCCAUACUCCUUCAUUGCCCAAAUUCUUCCCAUCGACAAAACACAAUCCUCCACGCCAGACCCCUCUCUCACACUUUUCUUUAUCGUCUAUCCUCCAUUAUUGUCUGUCACGUAGCGUUCUAUGGUUUUGAAAAUUUAAUCUGUUUUCAGAUUUGGCUUUUCCAAUGAAAAAUACUUUUAUAUAGAGUUGAAAAAUCAGUUUUCAAAGAAAACGAUACCAACGCUAGUCAUACUAACAAUAUUCAAUUUAAGUUUACUAUUAUAUUUAUAUAAAAUAAAACAUCAAAUAAAAAAAAAAAACUAUAUCAACUUACAGCACAGCAAGUGAAAGGGUAGAAUCGUCGAAAGAUACGAAUAUUAAAUUCACACAGAGACUUCAAUCUUGAAAGCAUUUAAAGCCUUGUUUAUGUCUUGCAAAAUUAGCAAAAAUCUCCCCCGGCGAGGACAGCUGCCAGUCUAUGUAUAGGGAGUAAAUCGGAAUCCUAAAGAAAUGCCUAACCUAAUAGCAUUCAUUAGAACAAAUAGAACGUAUUCGAACGUUAGCAACCUUUUCCCAAUCCAUGGAGGGGUGGGUAAAAGGAGUAGUACAGAACAUUUAAUCGGUGACGUCAAUAUCUAAGGAAAACAAAGGCGAGAUCCAUACUGACCACAACCCAAAAAUUAGGUUUACACACACGCCAUAAUACUACCCCUAUUAACAGUUAACCUUUACUCUCCCCAUCGAAUCAACAAAAACAAAUACAUUUAGACUUCGAAAAGGUGAAGCUGUAACAAUUAUUGUUUUCGUAUUUAUUAUUAAAACAAAUAAAGCUAAUGAUUAGUAAUUAAAUAAUUGUUAUUCUCCACCUCAAACGAUAUGUAACUAUUCUAAUCUGGGAAGGUGACAUCUAUAUUUGUCUUAAGGUUUAUUUAAAAUUUCAGCAUAUAACGGACACCUCUAUACCAUGAGAAGUACGGAAAAGUCGGACAUUUUAAAAAGAGCAAACCUUGUACCAAAUAACGAAUAUUGGAUAGGACUGAAUGAUAGGGAAGAAGAGAAUGUCUUCAGGUGGGUGGACAAUGGUGAAAUAAUGUCUCAGGAGCAGCGUAUUCGACUUUUUAAGCCAAGUGAGUGAGAAUAGCAAAGCGCCUGAUGUUUUACGGCCUUGGUGAAUUUAUUUUAGAAUAGAAAAAAAAACUGUUGAUUUCUCCUUAUUUCAUUUCCAACCCAAACAGGAAAUCUUUGUUUUAUUUCCUUUCAUUUUUUGUUUACACAGAUAGGUUUUUAGUAAUGUUCGGGUUUCAGUUUUCUAGCUUGUAUACGAGUAUUUGUUUUACGCUUUGCCGUUUACAUUUCAGAUCAGCCAGACAAUGCUGACUCUGGUGAGGAUUGUGUCGUAUACGACCAAAGGACACAACGUCUGCACGACGACAAAUGUCAUAGACAAAAAGCUUAUAUUUGUGAGAUUUAAAAAAAAAAUACUGUCUCAAAAAUUUAAAUGCGCAUAUGAACAUGGGCGAAGAAGGC